AUGCGGCUACGACUAUUUGUAACUGCAGCGUCUGCAGCUAUCACUGUUACGGCCUCGCCUCUGGCUGUGCCGGAGCAGCUGCCGAUGAAUGCUGGGCUGGAUUUCCAUACCAAUGCCAAAGAAGCACCUAGAAAACUGACCGGAAAAUUCCUCCACAUCACUGUAAAAGUUGCUGGACAGACGCUAACUGCGCAUGAAGACUUACACCUAGACCGUUUCUACGUUCCCGGCUCAUUAACUGAAGAUGACGAGGCCUGCCACCAUGGGGAUGGCACCGCGGGAUACCUUGGUUCGCCGGGAUCCGAAUGCGACUCGCCACAGUUACUGAUCGAUCAGACCUUCGACUGGAUUGACGAGAACCUGAGAGAUAAGAUCGAUUUCGUGAUCUGGACCGGAGAUUCUGCCCGCCACGACAACGACGAGCGCAUCCCACGCACCGAAAACCAGAUCGAGGAGUUCAAUGCGGCCAUCGCGAACAAAUUUCUAGAAGUCUUCAGCCACCGGGAUGAACACCCCAACGGAGCCCUAACCAUUCCCAUAGUGCCAAAUAUUGGCAACAACGACGUUAUGCCGCACAACAUCUUUGAACAAGGGCCAAAUCGCUGGACCCAGAAGUUGUAUCAACUGUGGAAGUCAUUUAUCCCGGAAGAGCAGCGUCAUACCUUCCUGGAGGGUGGAUGGUUCCACGUCGAGGUCAUUCCCAACAAGCUCUCGGUGUUUAGUCUGAAUACAUUGUACUUCUUUGACUCCAAUAAAGCGGUGGACGGAUGUGCACAAGAAUCAGAACCUGGCUACCAUCAAAUGGAAUGGCUGCGCGUCCAGCUGCAGCUUCUUCGUGAGCGAGGCAUGAAAGCUAUUAUCAUGGGACAUGUCCCUCCUGUGCGAUCUGCGGACAAGCAGGCGUGGGAUGAGAGCUGCUGGCAGAAGUACACUCUAUGGCUACACCAAUACCGCGACAUUGUGGUUGGCAGUCUAUACGGACACAUGAACAUCGAUCACUUUACGUUUCAAGACACAGAAGACGUGGACAUAGAUUGCCUUCUUCGGGGUGAGUCCGUGGCGCCAUUUGUUGAGGAAAACAACUAUGAGAAUUUCACAGUUCAGUCCAAGACCAGCUAUCUAAGCAGCCUUCGCGACUUGUGGGGGGCUCUCCCAUCUCCACCUUCAUCCGUUCUAAAGGACGAGUGGUCAUUUCUAGAAGAUGAUCAAAUUGAUACGACGAAAAAGAAGAGCAAAAAGAAGAAAGAGAAGGAAAAGUUCUUCAAGAAAAUUGGUGGUGAAUACGCAGAACGUUUCUCGCUCUCGCUUGUUUCGCCCAGCGUAGUUCCUAAUUACUACCCGACUCUCCGCGUGGUUGAAUACGACAUAACCGGUUUGAAACAGACCCCUACAUGGGCAGAUACACAGGUUCAUAGGAAUGGAAACGACAAAAAUCAACCCUGGGCAGAGCGUGAGAUUGAUAUUCAAAAGAAGCCUAAAAAGUCGCCCAUACCAGAUCCGCCAGCCAAAAGUGCUCCUCCGGGACCUGCCUAUUCCAGGCAACCGUUGAGUUUUCUGAAUUACGCACAGUAUUUUGCCAACACAACUCAGGCUGAGAAGAAUAUUGAGAAUGCCGAAAACGGCACCCUAUCCAAGGUACUCCAAUUACAUUACGAACUGGAGUAUCACACGGCAGAGGACGACGUUUACAAACUCCCCGACCUAACCAUGCCCAGCAUAUAUAAUCUAGCUACAAAAAUAGGACAGGGCGUAUCAUCGUCAUCGUCAUCAUCACAUAUGUCAGCGCCAAAAGAUAGCGAUGAAAAUAACGCUCGAAAACCUGGCAACAAAAAUAAGAAGAAAAAGAACAAGAAGAGCAAAAAGAGCAAAUCGAAUAAAGCAUGGGAAGGAUUCAUUGAGCGGGCGUUUGUGGGAUUUUUGACAAUGGACGAAAUUGAAAAUAAAUUGUAA
Talaromyces atroroseus is the source of this 1950-nucleotide messenger RNA. RefSeq lists its product as hypothetical. The record is from RefSeq and is a predicted model, not a curated record. Gene Ontology annotation, molecular function: exopolyphosphatase activity; endopolyphosphatase activity. NCBI's taxonomy places the organism in Eukaryota, Fungi, Ascomycota, Eurotiomycetes, Eurotiales, Trichocomaceae. The transcript is spliced from 2 exons. Gene Ontology annotation, cellular component: fungal-type vacuole; membrane. The coding region runs from base 1 to 1950 and encodes 649 amino acids. Gene Ontology annotation, biological process: polyphosphate catabolic process.